This is a messenger RNA of Podospora anserina S mat+, 2979 nucleotides long. RefSeq lists its product as uncharacterized. NCBI's taxonomy places the organism in Eukaryota, Fungi, Ascomycota, Sordariomycetes, Sordariales, Podosporaceae. Bases 1 to 2979 code for a protein of 992 amino acids. Gene Ontology annotation, cellular component: cytoplasm. The transcript is spliced from 6 exons. The record is from RefSeq and is a predicted model, not a curated record. Gene Ontology annotation, biological process: regulation of MAPK cascade; protein phosphorylation; intracellular signal transduction. Gene Ontology annotation, molecular function: protein serine/threonine kinase activity; ATP binding.
AUGCCACCACGAUGGCCCGGGGGAAGCCAAGGUCUUCUCUGUAGCAGCAUCCAAGCAGAAGGCGAGGAGGACGACAACGAAAAAACGAGAGGCCAAAACGCAAUUUUGCACUCUGCUACCCUCGCUCCGUACCUCAAUUACUGUGACUGCCCCCCCCUCCCCCCUGGAUCUGUCUUGAGACGGGAGACCGGGAGCAACUGGAAGAGAGAAAUGGACAGUCCCAAGACUUCUUCUUUCAACGGCAACGGCAGUUCACACCGUCGCAGGCUCACCAAGAAGCCCCCGCCGAACCACCAUCAUCCCUCCAGCGUCUACAGUAGCGUCAGUGUCAGUGUCGAUGGUCGUGGAGUUGACGCCCAAUCUUUAGGGAGCAAACGAAGCUCGACGAGCUUGAAGCGGGCCCCAAGCGCCCCCCUAGCCAGAAGUAGUCCCGCCGCCCCAAAGCACCUCCAGCAUCCAAACGCGUCCGACAAGCAGAAGCAGGCCUACAACAAGACCACCUCGCCACGCAUCCCCGCCGCACCACCGGCACCCUCGUCGGCCCUCUCCCCAGCAAACCGAUCGCAUACCGCGCCCAUCCUUCCCGCCCGCGACUCUACGGCACCUGCACCAAAGCCGCCAAAGCUGUCGCUGUCCAGAUCAUCGUCCACUGCCCCCCGCGCUCAACAUCGACCCCUCAGCACCAAGACCUCGGACGAGCUAAUUGGCGCUCCCUUUGACGGCACUGCCAUUCUCAAUCGCAUUGAAGCGACGAAGUCACCCACGCACCACACCACACCCGUCGCAACAAGCACAACCACCUCGCACCACCACCACUUCCACAAUAACACCGCCAAGCGUAACACAUCCCCGCCGCGAUCAACUCCUCACGCCUUGUCGCAAGCCAAUUCGGACGCCCGAGUCAUGGGCAACUCACCUCCGCCCCUCCGCCAAUCGGCGAGCUUCUCCGCCACAGAGGCAUCGUCUCUAAAUGAGAAGGCCAGCGGCUCGUCAAAGACGGAGAGCUCGACCGGGCCGAAGAGGUAUUCAGACGAGACGAAGGAGACCAAGAUGCCCAGUGUCUUGAGGAAAAAGUCGGGCUUCUCAGGCUUCAUGAACAGUCUGGUCGGCUCGCCAAAGAAGCCAUUGAUCUCGGCGCCAGAAAACCCAGUGCAUGUCACCCAUGUUGGUUAUGACAGCACGACGGGCCAGUUUACUCGAUUAAUCAACGAGAGCGGCAUCACGGAGAAGGACACACGAGAACACCCCCAGAUACUUGUCGAUGUUUUGACAUUUUACAAGGAGACUACAGAAAAGCCCCAGGAAGACGUACAACUAGAGAAGUUUCACGAUGCGCGAGCAAACGAUUACCGAGGACUAUCUGGGAGCACACCAUCUUCGGCGGCCUCGACCCUUCCCUCCCCAAGUGUGCUCACUUCUGGGUUCACAUCGAUGUCGCCUUUGAUAAGCCCUCCUGCAAGUCCGAGAUUCCCAACUGUCACCCACGAAGGCAGUUUCGAGAACCCUCGCGCACCCCCUCCGGUCCCCAAGGGGCCUGCUCCUCCAGUCAAAGAUGCCAACCUUAUGCCUAGCCGACCGGCGCCAAAACCACCAACCAGUCUCCCCUCGAGGACGCAGCAGCAGCCUGGAUAUCCAGCAAAGGACUCCGGAAUUGGCAUGCCACAUCCAGGAGAAGAUGGUGCCACACCAUAUCUCCCACCAAAGGACAACAUCCCAAUGUUGCCGGAGGAGCUCCGGUCCAGAUCAAACUCGCGAGCGAACGGCACCUCCCCUUACCUGCCGUCGUCAUCACAAGCUACAACGGCUGUCACCACCCCCAGCCAAGCAGCCAUCUACCAGCAGCAGCUGAUGCAGCAACAACAAGAGCAAGCCAUGGCACAAGCCCAAGCGGCCAUGACGGGCCAGCUGGGUCGGGCGACCAGCAAGCGACAACAACACCAACAGCCCACCCCGCCAUCCUCCCAACACCCCCAUCUUCGACAAGCCGAGCAAGCGGGUCGGGUACCACAAUCCCAACAGCAAGUCGCACAAGCCAACUCAACCCGCCCACGACACCGACCACGACAGUCUAACGGAGUUGACGUGGUCGCCGCCCUCAAGAGUAUAUGCUCCGAGGGCGACCCGCGGGAAGUCUACCGCGGGUUUACCAAGAUCGGCCAGGGUGCCUCCGGCGGAGUGUUUACUGGACAUGAGCGAGGGUCUAACAGGCUGGUGGCGAUCAAGCAGAUGAACCUGGAGCAACAACCCAAGAAGGACUUGAUCAUCAACGAAAUCCUGGUCAUGAAGGAAUCCUCGCACCCAAAUAUCGUCAACUUUAUCGACAGUUAUCUCUGUGCGGGCGAGUUGUGGGUGGUGAUGGAGUUUAUGGAAGGCGGCAGCUUGACGGACGUGGUGACGUUCAACAUUAUGACCGAGGGGCAGAUUGCGAGCGUGUGCAGGGAGACGCUCAGGGGAUUACAGCAUUUGCAUUCCAAGGGUGUGAUUCAUCGGGACAUCAAGAGCGACAACAUUUUGUUGAGCAUGGAGGGUAAUAUCAAACUCACCGACUUUGGCUUCUGCGCCACCAUCAACGAGGCGCAAAACAAGCGUACGACCAUGGUGGGAACCCCCUAUUGGAUGGCGCCAGAGGUGGUUACGCGAAAGGAGUACGGGCGCAAAGUCGACAUUUGGAGCUUGGGCAUCAUGGCCAUCGAGAUGAUUGAGGGGGAGCCGCCGUACCUGACCGAGUCGCCGCUGAGGGCGCUGUGGCUGAUCGCUACCAACGGGACGCCCACCAUCAAGAACGAGCAGGAUCUGUCGCCCGUGUUUAGGGAUUUCUUGUACUUUGCGCUCAAGGUGGAUCCGGAGAAGAGGGCGAGCGCGCAUGAUUUGUUGAGGCACGACUUCAUGAAGACAUGCGUUGAGCUAUCUUCCCUGGCGCCGUUGGUGAGGGCGGCGAGGGAAGCGAGGGCUCAGGAGAAGGCCCGGAAGGGGCAAUGA